Molecule: messenger RNA, 1458 nt
Organism: Colletotrichum chrysophilum
Lineage: Eukaryota; Fungi; Ascomycota; Sordariomycetes; Glomerellales; Glomerellaceae
Exons: 2
Coding region: 1-1458 (485 amino acids)
Source: RefSeq, a predicted model, not a curated record
AUGAGGUCCAACGAGUCUCUCAGCAUCAACGCCUCCUCCCCCUCGGAACGAAGCUCCCAACUCCUCCUGACGCCUUCAAUCUUCCACGCCGCAACCCGCGUCACAAUCCCCCUCCUCUCCGCCCAAAACCACACCGAGGCAAUAACCUACAUCUCAACAUCCCGCUUCCGCAACCCCUCCCCCUCGACCCUAACCCUCCUCCACUCCCUCUUCGCCCACCCAUUCUUCUCCUCCACGCUCUCCAUCCUCCACCUCUCCCGCGCCCGAAAUGCCGUCAUCAUCCACCACGCCCUCGAAGUCCCGCUCUCCAACUUCUCCCUCGCAGCCCGCCUCCUCCCCCUCCACGCCCCGAUCCUCCAGCCCGUCCGAAGGCUCAAACAGCGCGGCUACAUCUCCACCCUCACAACCUCCCAAUUCGUAAAAGCCCUCUGCGAAGCAUCGCCCUGCACGACCCCCGACCCGCGCGACCGCGUCUUCGCCUUUCUGGCGCUGUACCCCUUCCCCAUGACCAGGCCGCAGAUCGACUCGUACCGGCGCUCGGGGUUCUUCUCAGGCGACGCCAGCAACGCUUCAACCCGCGGCAAGGGGGAGGCUCUCGAGAGGGUGGCUAGUGCAGUCGAAGCCAUCGAGGAUGAGAAAACGCGGCGGCGGAUGGUGAAUUACACGGCCCCCGUGGAGACAGUCUACACCAACUUCGCGACGCUCCUCCUCGAGACCACAGGGCUGGACUUCCUCUCCGCGGUCCAGGGGAAGGGUAGCGGUGUGCCGAGCUGGGUGCCCGACUGGCGCGUCACCCACUCGCGGACGAUACUGGCGCAUCUGCCACUGACGGAGUUUAAUGCCGGCGGCGGGCGGGAGCAAGCUUUCCGCAUCCUCACAGGGGAAACCGGUGCGAAGUUGGAGGCUCCGGGCAUCUGCUUGGGGGACGUGAAGACCCUCGGGGCAGCGUGCGAUGUGUCCUCCCCUGGGUGGGAAGAUAUCGUCUUCCGUCAGUGGAGGGGCAUCGUCGAGGCAAAGACAACAAAAGAGUGCCCUACCAAAAUAAUAGAGCGCUUCAUCCAGACAAUCAUGACCGACUCCGACGAUGAAUACGUCGAUGCCCGAAGGGUAAUCUGUCGACGACUGUUGGCUCCUGAGGAGAAACGCAGGGUGGAGGGCAAGCACCUUUUCGAGGGGGUAGACGAGGAGGCCGUGACGAAGUUGCGCAUUAGCUGCCACGGGCGAAGGUUCUUCGUGGCUUCGAACGGCGGGAUGGGUUUGGUGGCGAGUGAGAGCCAGGAGAGGGACUUUGUGGCCGUCCUGCCUGGCGCACGACUACCGUAUAGCUUCCGUCACCGGUACGAUUCCGCGUCGGCCGAGGUGGAGUUAGUCGGUGAGUGCUUUGUGCACGGGAUGAUGAAGGGGGAGGCGUUUGGCCGGGGUACUUCAUUCGUAAAGCGAGAUAUUCGCAUUUGUUAG